CUCAUCCUCCCAUCCUGAAUUCAACAUAUAUUCUGCCGUCUGUCUGUCUCACCAACUCCACUCUUUUCAGGUCACUCUCUCUUCCGAUGAAGCAAAUUCAUCCGAUUAGGCUCCUCUCCGUCAAAACAAUCAACAUCCUUCGAAAUACACCAAAAUUCAUUCUCCUAACAACGUCAAUCCUACUCUUAAUCACAAUAAUCCAUCCUCUAAUUUCAUCUUCUUCUGAAAAUGUUAAAAUCUCUUGGGAAGAUUUGAAGUUGCCAGGAUGCGACAUUUAUCGAGGAGAAUGGGUUUGGAAUCCAGAUGCGUCGUAUUACACAAAUAACAGUUGUAGUUUCAUUCAUGAACAUCAGAAUUGUAUGAAGUACGGCAGAACUGAUACUGAUUUUUUGAAAUGGAGAUGGAAGCCAAAUGAUUGUGAAUUGCCUGUCUUUGAUCCGGUUCAGUUCUUGGAGCUUCUCGUUGGGAAAUCUAUGGCGUUUGUUGGGGAUUCUGUUGGUAGAAAUCAAAUGCAGUCAUUGAUGUGUCUACUAUCCAAGGUGGAGAAUCCAGUAGACGUUUCAACAACUAACGAGUGGCAUUUUCAACGAUGGAAAUACACCAAUUACAACUUCACUAUUGCAACCUUUUGGACUCCUUUUUUAGUAAAAGCUGAACAACAGGAAGGAAAAGGACCCACAAAUAACGGUCUCUUCGAUUUAUACCUAGAUGAAUAUGAUGUCAAAUGGACAACGAAGAUACAUGAAUUCGAUUACAUUAUCCUCUCUGCUGGACAUUGGUUCUACCGGCCCCAAAUGUAUUAUGAAAAUGGCAAUCUUGUAGGUUGUUUCUCUUGUUUACGUAAUGAUGUCAAAGAUCUCGCAAUGUCCUAUGGCUAUGGAAAGGCAUUUCAGAAUGCGUUUAAGGCGAUAAACAGUUCACCAAAUUUUACGGGCACGACGUAUUUAAGAACAUUUGCACCUUCACAUUUCGAAAAUGGAACAUGGGAUUCAGGAGCAAAUUGUGUUAAAAAGAAGCCAUUUAAGAGUAGUGAAACUCAGAUUGAUGCUGAUGGUUUAUCCUUGUACAAUGCUCAACUGAAGGAAUUUAGGGUGGCAAAAGAAGAAGGGAAGAAGACAGGAAAGAAAUUUAGGUUACUCGAUACGACACAAGCAAUGUUAUUGAGACCAGAUGGACACCCAAGUACAAACGGACAUUGGCCACAAGAGAACGUCACUUUGUAUAAUGAUUGUGUUCAUUGGUGUUUGCCUGGACCUAUUGAUUCAUGGAGUGAUUUCUUACUUGAAAUGUUGAAAAUGGAUGAGUGAGAUUUGUUGGUGGAUUUCAUUUCAUGAAAAAAUAAAGUGGCUUCUUUAUUCUGAAAAAUAGGCUAACUGUAUAUUAGCUUAUUCUUGUGCGGUUGGGGUCUGCUUAACCCCCUCAUUUUUCCAAAACAGAAACAUAUUUAUGUAUUAGCUUCUUUGGCGGGAACAUAAUAUGUCCUCUUUUGUUUUUUUACAUAGUGUUAUUAUCACUCAAGUUGCUGAGCCGUUGCUUGCAAGGUGAGUAAUUGUGCAGCUGAAACUCUAUCUGUCAUCUUAUUUUUACUUUUCGCCGUGUAAUUCUUUGGUUGUAUUAUGCGCUCUUGCUUUACCUAGACGUGAAAUUAUGCCCUGAAACUCAUUUGGAUGAUUUC
Messenger RNA from Papaver somniferum (opium poppy), 1675 nucleotides. Its product is annotated as protein trichome birefringence-like 19. Lineage: Eukaryota; Viridiplantae; Streptophyta; Magnoliopsida; Ranunculales; Papaveraceae. The record is from RefSeq and is a predicted model, not a curated record. Gene Ontology annotation, molecular function: O-acetyltransferase activity. The coding region runs from base 87 to 1307 and encodes 406 amino acids. The transcript is spliced from 2 exons. Gene Ontology annotation, cellular component: Golgi apparatus.